Molecule: messenger RNA, 521 nt
Organism: Centruroides sculpturatus (bark scorpion)
Lineage: Eukaryota; Metazoa; Arthropoda; Arachnida; Scorpiones; Buthidae
Product: fungal protease inhibitor-1-like
Exons: 3
Coding region: 129-434 (101 amino acids)
Biological process (GO): negative regulation of peptidase activity
Molecular function (GO): peptidase inhibitor activity
Source: RefSeq, a predicted model, not a curated record
ACGAUAAUGAAGUUAAACAUUUGAUUACCACUAUAUCAUUUAUAUAAAUAAGUUUUAACAUAACACUUUAAAUCAUUAAAUUUAAUUUGUUAUAAAGCAAUCAGUAUUAUUUUCAACAGUUUUCAAACAUGAAAGUCUUCCUCUUUUUUGUGCUGACAUUUGUAAUAGCUCAAGCAAUCGUUUGCCCGAAAGAUGCGUGCAAAUAUGUAAAAUGCAAAGAUACCGACGGAUGCAGAGAAGGAAAUGGCAUUAUCAAAGAAAAAGGGGGAGUUUGCGGAUGUUGUGAUAUCUGUGUAACUAUACUAAACGAAGGUGAUUUAUGUGAGCCUGUAGAAUUUGGAUUAGUUCCUCCCGAAGCAAUAUGUUCCGAAGGUCUGCAAUGUGAUCAUCAUACUUUUACAUGUAAAAAAAUUUCUGAAAUUUCUGAUUAUUAAGUUAUAAGAAUAAAAGCUUUGCUGUAUAAUUAAUACAGGAUUAAAAUGAAAGUUAUCAAAUGUAAAAAGGUUAUGAAUUAAUAAGUU